UACGCCAGGGUGAACACUGUCUGAGUGUCUUGGCUCGAUUUCAGUCGCAGGACUGGCACACUGGAGACUCAAUUUCAAGUUAGCAAUAAAUGUACCGGAUUGUGGAAGACACUUAUUUUGAAAAACAAAAUUUAAGCCAAACCUUUAUGGUCUUGAGUUUGACACACGUGCUUUACAACUUUUUGGGGGAAAAAAAAGAAAAAGAAAGAAUUGAAGCUCCUGAGUUGUUGUCACUUGCCGUGUCCCGAGGGCAGCGGUGAUGCAUGUUUCGACAUCUCACGUCUGGGGAAAACACGGCGGAAUCCUCCAUGAAUGCUUUGUGGGCUCCAGCUCAGGCUGCCAUCAUCAUCAUGAUCAUCACCAUCAUUUGAGUCAGUGGGUGGAGGCUAACGCAGACUACAAAUAUCGGCCCCCCCCCCGUCGUUGGACACUUACUUCAGCACACAGCGUUCCUGUGCUCCACUUUUUCCGCCACUUCCCUUUUGGAUCACCGCAGGAUAUUUUUUUUUUUCGUCGCAGUCAUGUUAAGAAACAACGUUUUCUCCUGUUUUGUUUUCUACGCCGUGCUGCUGGUGCUCAAGAUGUACAUGCUGGCCUUCAUCACGGGACAAGUCAGGCUAAGGAAGAAGGCUUUUGCCAACCCCGAGGACGCGAUGAGACACGGCGGACUGCAGUACCACAGGCUGGAUCCUGACGUGGAACGAUGCCGCAGGGCCCACCGCAACGAUAUGGAGAACAUCUUCCCCUUCCUCUUCCUGGGCACCAUCUACUCCAUGACGGGCCCGUCUCUGUCCACGGCUCGCCUCCACUUCCUGGCGUUCACGGCGUGCCGGAUGCUGCACAGCGUGGCCUACCUGGCCGCUCUGCCGGCGCCCACCCGCUCGCUGGCCUACGUGGCGGCGCAGGUGCCCUGUGUGUCCAUGGCGCUGCAGAUCCUGGCGGCGGUCGCCACCUACGCUUAAGCGCGCCAUCGGCACUCGCCGCUAAACCGACAUCGGACUCUGAAGUUUAUUGAAGGCGACGGGCGAGGGUUUCCCAAACUUGCUCGUUUUCGUCAACCUCGAAGACAAUUGGGUGUUUUCGUAAACACGCAGGACAAUUUUGUCGUCAGCGAACCUGACAUAUUUGCCUUUGUAAUAAUUAAUUUUUUUUUUGGGGGGGAAUAAAACAAAAUAAGUCACUUCAUAAACAUUGAAGACAAAUUCAGAAUAAAAUAAAAGUGUGACUGUAAACAUUGUCUUCAACAAAGCUAAUGUACGUGUUUUCAUAAAUAUCAGUCUUCCGCAAACGUAACGUACGUGUUUCGUAAAACUUUCUUUUUUUCAGACUCAAUUCAAAAAAUACAUAUCAUUUUUAUAAAUAUCAAAGGCAAUUUAGCCUUCCACAGACCUAACAUAUGCAGUUUCGUAAACAUUGAAGUCAAUUUAGUUUUUUUUAGUAAACUUAACCCGUAUGUUUUCGUAAACAUCGGUCUUCAACGAACCUCACGCACAUUUUGUGUUUUGGGAAACAUCAAAAACAAUUUAGUCCUCAACAAACAUAAUGUAUGUGUGUUUUCGUAUUCGUUUCUGUUAUUUUACAGAUUCAAACUAAAAAAGUGGACUUUUUGUAAACAUAAAACACAAUUUGGUACACAUCGGAAUCAACUUUGCCUUAAGUGAACUUAACGUGCGUACUUUGGUAAACAGCCACGAAUCUCACACCUUGUUCCGUAUUUGGGGGAUUUUUGGAAGAGUUUUUCGGAAACAUGAAAAAGACAAUUUAGCGAACCGACCGUACGUGCUUUCGUAAACAUCAAAGACAAUGCGGAGUCCUCAAUAAUGGACCGCUCAUACGCGAUUAUUUCGUGAGCGAUAUUGAUGACAUUUUCGGGUGGCCUCUUGAGCUGGGAAAAAUGUUUGUUAAAGUCUGAUUUUCACCGGAUGUUUACACGCAAACAAUAUGUUGGGUUGAAGUGUGUUGUGACAGCAUUAAGAAUCGACCCACGGUGGCUCUUUUUACUGUUUUUUUUUUUUCUCUACUUGAAAAUGCGAAGGAAGCUCCUCACGAGGACUGAAUAUUUCAUGUCUGAAUAUUUAUUUAAUUAUUUAAGAUACAACUUUAAAUGUAAUAAUAAUAUUAUUAUUUUUUGUGUAUUGUUUUGGGUGUGUGCAAGUUGAAAAUCAAAUCUGUCCAUGCAGACUUUUUUUUUCUCGCAAUAUUUUAACUUUAUAUGCCUGUGAGUCUCAUUGUAUGCUCUGUUUGUAUGUGUUGCUGCUCCAUGUGUGUUAAGUAGCAGCUGUUUGCGGGUUUACAAUUACCGUGACAUCUACUGUAUGGUGAUUUCCAUUAGCCCGUCUUUGUCGUGUAUUCCCACUUAUUUUGUGUGGAAAUUUUGCUCAAUAAAAUUAGGACUUUUCCCCUAAAAAUUCUGAUGCUUUCUCAAUAGAAUUACCAAAUUUCUCAUGAAAAUGAUGACAUUUUCCGAAUUAAAACUACCAUUUUUUUGUGAAGCCUGUGAAAUUUUCUUCCAGAAAAAUCACCGCUUUUUUCUCCCUCAAUGAAAUUAUUAAUUGGGUCAAACAAAUUAUGACAUUUUCUCCCCAAAAAGAUUUUCAGGCAAAACUAUUACUUAAAUGACUGCUUUUUUAUCUCAAUAAAAUGAAAUAAAAAAUCUAAUCUAACUUUUUUCUACUAGAAAAUUAGCCUUUUCCCUAAAAAAAAAAUGACCAUGCAUUCUCUCAAUUAAAUAACUUUUAUAAAUGAAGAUUAAGACAGUUACCACCUGUUUUGUAGAAAUUAUGAUUUUUCUUUCCCCAAAAAACAAUGUCACUUUUUUCUCAUAAAAUUCAAUUUGUAUUCAGUCGAAAUGACAACUUUCCCUCAAUAAAAUCCCGACUAAUCUCUUAAAAAUGACGUGGCCUUCCGCGUUACAUGUUCGGAUUCACCGAGCGGACUUUUGCUCUUACGUGGUUUGCUUGAACAUUUUUGUUGUUUGUUUAAAUGGCCAAUGUUUGAUUGUCUUUUGUUGGACGUGUCCAUUUUACAGCAAACGUCGACCGGCAGUGACAAAUAAACAGCUUGAAGCAAACGUC
Messenger RNA from Phyllopteryx taeniolatus (common seadragon), 3074 nucleotides. It is a transcript of the gene ptges, whose product is annotated as prostaglandin E synthase. Gene Ontology annotation, cellular component: membrane. Gene Ontology annotation, molecular function: prostaglandin-E synthase activity. The transcript is spliced from 4 exons. Bases 522 to 962 code for a protein of 146 amino acids. Lineage: Eukaryota; Metazoa; Chordata; Actinopteri; Syngnathiformes; Syngnathidae. Gene Ontology annotation, biological process: prostaglandin biosynthetic process. The record is from RefSeq and is a predicted model, not a curated record.